UUGGACCAAACAGAAACUGUCACAGAGGACUUCCCUGAUGCACCUGCUAAAGACCAGAAACUUUUUGGGGAGGUCAAAGGUCGAGACACCUGCUCCAUCCCGUGUGACAUCACAGUUAAGCUGCUUCGAGAUGAGAAACACUCCAUCUGCGGCCAGUUACAGCAGUCUCUGCUGGCGUUCGGGCGCAGCACUCGCAAGCUGAUCAGGGAUGUGAUGGAGGAGCAGCAGAGAGCUCUGGAUGUCCUCAGCGCUCAGGUCACAGAGCUGAUGACCAAAGUGCAGACACUCAGCUCCGAAGUUCAGAGAAGCAACACCGAGAUGUACAGCGUAAAACCUGUGCAAUCCCACGGACGAGACUGCAGUGACAUCAAGGACAAUCUUUUGUCAGUCGUUCCAAAGAUCCCCAGUGGAAUUUACAUAGUUCAUCCAGACAAUACAGAUUCCUCUUUUGAGGUUUUCUGUGAGAUGGACUAUAUGGGAGGUGGAUGGACAGUGAUGCAGAGGAGGACUGAUGGAUUAACUGACUUCAAACGACCCUGGGCUGAUUAUAUUGACGGCUUUGGAAACCUUGCAGGAGAGCAUUGGUUGGGCCUAAAGAAGGUGUUUCAGAUAGUUAACCAGAAAGAUGCUCGGUUUCAACUUCACAUUGCCCUGGUUUCCAAAGAUGACAUCACUUCUUAUGCAUCAUACGACGACUUCCGCCUCGAUAAUGAAACGCAGUUCUUCAGAAUACACUUGGGCAGAUAUGCAGGCAGCGCUGGUGAUGCGUUCCGUGGCUACGAACAGGAAGAGAACCAGGACACAGCUCCCUUCAGCACCUCAGAUGUGGACAAUGACGGCUGCAACCCAUUCUGCUCCACGGGAAACAUCACGCUGGAGAGCUGCAGCAUGCAGCACAACCACACAGGGUGGUGGUUCAACCAGUGCGGCCUCGCAAACCUCAACGGCUCUCCUGAUGAUGGGGAGCAGCGCCAGGGACAGAGGACGCGCAUCCUGUGGGACACCUGGAGGCACAACAGGGUCCUUCACGAAAUCAAAUCUGUCACAAUGAAGAUCAGAAGAAUUGCAACUAACAAUUGA
Molecule: messenger RNA, 1080 nt
Organism: Menidia menidia (Atlantic silverside)
Lineage: Eukaryota; Metazoa; Chordata; Actinopteri; Atheriniformes; Atherinopsidae
Source: the annotation of a GenBank genome assembly